Molecule: messenger RNA, 625 nt
Organism: Syngnathus typhle (broad-nosed pipefish)
Lineage: Eukaryota; Metazoa; Chordata; Actinopteri; Syngnathiformes; Syngnathidae
Product: protein FAM180A
Exons: 3
Coding region: 89-568 (159 amino acids)
Source: RefSeq, a predicted model, not a curated record
UUGUGGUAUUCUGACAGAGUUGCCUGAACUCAGUACGAGACAAGCGAGAAGGGAGAAGGAUGCAGUAGUGUCAUGUGGAAAAUGAAGAAUGAAGAUGAGAAUCCAAUUAAGAAUUUGGCACCUGGUCAUCAUGUGGAUGUGUUUCGAACGAGCACUGCAAGAUCCUUCUGCAGGUAAAGGUCCAGCUGGCUCGUCAGUUGUUGAUGCAAACCUGAUGUUCGAGUUUUUGCUGGGAGGCGUGGAACUCAACCAGGACAAUAACAUUGUCCUCCUUGAUGAGGAGAUGGCAUCAAUGAGGUCUGGGCGGGCCUUCCUCUCUCAGAUCAACGACAACAUUCCCAGAAGUCUGAGUUCCAUGGAACAGAUGGUGGACAUGCUGAAAAGCCAGAAGAAGCAGCCGCUGACUCAGGAUCAGUUUGACACGCUGGUCUUGACCACGGUUUUCUCGGCACACCGGGCUGGUACCGGAAGACCCGAGGAACAAGAGGCCUGGGGUGAAGUGCUCCUGCAGCUCGUAAAUAUCACAGCGCAUGAGCUACGUGGAAGUUAUCUCUUCAAUUAUACGUAGAAAAAUAGCAAUGAUAAAUUGCAAUAAUAAACAAUUCAAUUUCAUGCAACAUUACAA